AUGCUGGUUCCCGAAAGCCAGAAUUCGCGCGAUGCUCGCAUUGAGCAGCUAUGGACCAAGCUCGAUCCACAGAAAAAGGGCGAACUCGAUCUCAAUGGCUUGAGAAAGGCACUGAAAAAUGCAACCGAUAUGCUUAAGGACGUAGUAAAGGCCAUGGACAAGAACGGAGAUGAGGUUAUUCAAUAUGAUGAGUUCCGCAAGUUCGUUGAGAAAACCGAGAAAGAACUAUUUUCCCUCUUCAACUCGAUAGACCGUGAUCACAAUGGGAAGCUGGACAAGGAGGAACUACGCUCUGCGUUCAAAAGAGCUGGGCUGACUGUCCCCAACUCGAAAUUGGAUCAGUUCUUUGGGGAAAUUGACCAAAACCGUGAUGGUUAUAUAACAUUUUCUGAGUGGAGAGACUUUCUACUCUUUCUCCCCACGAACACGAACACUCCACAACUGAAGGAGAUAUUAUCCUACUAUUCUUCUACGAUUACCAUCAACUCGGAAGGUGACACAGCUAUCAGCGAGGAGACUUUAGAGGGAUUAGGUAGAACAACAUUUCUUUCAGCUCUAUUCGGAAGCAUCUUGAGAAUCGCAGAAACGCCAAAACCUCUUCGUUCUGUCCCAACAGCAACCUGGCAACCGGAGGCUAUCUGGGAAGUCACUUCAGGUACACCAGGAGCAGACGACGAUAUGUACAAAGUCAAUGAAGAGCAUCUUUUCGGACCUGGCCCUGAGUCAGAGAGCGACCAGGCAAUCCCACGUUCGACCACAAAAUCGCCAUUUCCGGUAAAACAGCAAGAGCUGGCCGAAGCAACUCUCGAGCUUGACGCGGCCAAGUCCUUCUUGGCGGAGCUCUUACCCGACCCUGGUUAUUUCGCUGCCGGUGGUGUUGCUGGAGCAAUCUCGCGUACUGCAACUGCACCUCUCGAUCGACUCAAGGUCUACUUAAUCGCCAACACCGGACCUGUCAAGACCUCGGUAGACACUCUCAAAACUGGCAAUGCGGUGGCAGCAGCAAAGGAUCUUGGUAGGCCUUUGCUUGAUGCAACCCGAGAGCUAUGGAAGGCUGGCGGCAUGCGCAGCUUGUUCGCCGGUAACGGGUUGAACGUUGUCAAGGUGAUGCCUGAGUCGGCGAUCAGGUUUGGAUCAUAUGAAGCAGCCAAACGAGCUUUGUCCCGGCUCGAAGGCCAUGGUGAUCCUCAAUGCAUUAACCCAUACUCUAAAUUUGUGGCCGGUGGAAUUGGUGGAAUGGUCUCGCAGCUUUUUGUCUAUCCGAUCGACACUCUCAAAUUCCGAAUGCAAUGCGAGACUGUAGCUGGUGGACUACAUGGAAAUGCGCUCAUCAUUACAACAGCCAAGAAGAUGUAUCAACAAGGUGGCUUCCGCUCUUCCUACCGUGGCCUAACCAUGGGUCUCAUCGGCAUGUUCCCAUACUCAGCCAUCGAUCUCGGUACAUUCGAAUUCCUCAAGGGUGUCCUAACUCGCCGCAAUGCAAAAAUCCUCGGAUGCCAUGAAGACGAUGCCCUUCCAGGAUCAUUCGCCACGGGCAGUAUUGGGGCAUUUUCUGGCGCCUUUGGAGCCAGUAUUGUGUAUCCCAUUAACCUCCUGAGAACCCGCCUACAGGCUCAAGGGACUGUCCUGCAUCCUCCAACCUACGAUGGGAUUUGGGAUGUUGCGCAGAAGACCGUCAAAAACGAGGGCUUCAAAGGUCUAUUUAAGGGCAUCACGCCAAAUCUCUUGAAGGUCGUGCCAGCUGUCAGCAUCACUUAUGUGGUUUAUGAGAAUGCUAAGAAGGUCAUGCAUCUCAGAUGA
This is a messenger RNA of Venustampulla echinocandica, 1800 nucleotides long. RefSeq names its product Mitochondrial carrier. Gene Ontology annotation, biological process: transmembrane transport. Gene Ontology annotation, molecular function: ATP transmembrane transporter activity; calcium ion binding. The record is from RefSeq and is a predicted model, not a curated record. The transcript is spliced from 10 exons. The coding region runs from base 1 to 1800 and encodes 599 amino acids. NCBI's taxonomy places the organism in Eukaryota, Fungi, Ascomycota, Leotiomycetes, Helotiales, Pleuroascaceae.